Messenger RNA from Rhopilema esculentum, 2446 nucleotides. RefSeq names its product solute carrier family 2, facilitated glucose transporter member 8. The record is from RefSeq and is a predicted model, not a curated record. Gene Ontology annotation, cellular component: membrane. NCBI's taxonomy places the organism in Eukaryota, Metazoa, Cnidaria, Scyphozoa, Rhizostomeae, Rhizostomatidae. Gene Ontology annotation, molecular function: sugar transmembrane transporter activity. Gene Ontology annotation, biological process: carbohydrate transport; transmembrane transport.
UUGUUUCCCAAUCGUUGUUGGUCACAUGAGUAAGAAAGAAAGUCAUGCGCCAUUUUGGUUAUAGAAGCUCCCCAGUGAAAUGAUUGAUGCAACUCACAGUGCAAUCAUGAAGAGGGCUGACAUUGAAGAAGUUCCGUACUCAGAUUCGGAUUACAUAUCUACACACGUUCAGCUCAGCGAUGUGUCCGGUGCAUCAAAAGCCAAGUUCCUACCAGCGUUUUUUGCAACUCUUGUUGUUGCGCUUGGACCAUUUAAUUUUGGGUUUGCUCUUGGAUACUCUGCCCCUGUCGAACCCAAAAUGGCUGAAACUUCAAGCAAGGUGUAUCUAGAUAAGGGUGACUUUUCAUGGUUUGCGUCUUUGCUUGGUGUAGGGGCAAUUGCUGGUGCCUUCUUUGGAGGUUGGAUGAUAGAUUACUUUGGCAGAAAAACUGCAUUGAUGUUGUAUUCUGUACCGUUUGCAGCAGGCUGGCUGCUUAUAAGCAAUGCAACUAAUGUUCCAAUGGUUUUUGCUGGUAGGCUCCUAACCGGGGUAGCAGUAGGAGCUACUUCUCUGACUGUUCCGGUGUACAUUGCAGAAAUUUCCCCUCCAGUUUUCCGGGGUGGUCUUGGGUCAGUAAAUCAGUUGGCAGUAACUUUGGGUGUCUUGAUUGCCUACAUAACAGGGACAAAUUUGAGCUGGGAGAAUACUGCUCUGUUAGCAGUUGGACCAGUAACACUUCUUUUGAUUUUGAUGCUUUUCAUGCCAGAAACUCCAAGAUGGUUACUCGCUAACAACCAGAGAUUUUUAGCUCUCAAAGAAUUAGCUUGGCUCAGAGGGAAUAAUUAUGAUGUGGAGGAAGAGUGCUUUGAAAUUGAGUCCAACCUUGAUAUGCAAGAAAAGAUGACACUUAGUGAAUUUGGUCAGCCAGCCCUGCUUAAGCCACUUGUUGUUGGUGUUAUGAUGAUGAUUUUCCAACAACUAAGUGGAGUCAAUGCAAUCAUGUUUUAUUCCACAAAUAUUUUCUUGGAAGCAGGUGUCCAGAAUUCCAGUUUGGUCUCAAUACUUGUAGGUUUAGCUCAGUUUCUUGCAACUGCAGUUGCCUGCCUUAUUGUUGAUAAAGCCGGAAGAAGAAUUCUGCUUCUGAUUGGUGGUUUUGGAAUGUGUGUUUGUAAUACCGGUCUUGGGCUCUAUUAUGAUUUAAAGAAAAACACAAAUUCUACAAGUGAAGCAAAAGGCUUAGAAUCUGUUCAACAUUCUAUUCCACUGGAACAUAUUACAUGGCUUGCAAUUGGAAGUGCUAUCCUUUUCAUUGUUUUAUUUUCUAUUGGUUGGGGUCCCCUGCCAUGGCUCCUCAUGUCUGAAAUCUUUCCCCCAAGAGCAAAAGGACUUGCUAGUGGAAUAUGCACCUUCGUCAAUUGGCUGUUUGUUUUUCUUGUCACAAAGAACUUUCCAAGUAUGAUUAACGCAUUCACUGAACAAGGAACCUUCUGGUUUUUUGCUGGCUUCUGUCUCCUUAGCUUCAUCUUUGUGUACUUUUAUGUACCAGAGACAAAGGGUAGAACAUUAGAAGAAAUUGAACAUUACUUUACUGAAGGAAAGUUUCCAACUGAGGACAAUACUAGAUAAUAUAGAAUAUUUGCAGAAAAAAAAUUACUCAAAGAUCAAAUGCACUUUAAAAGAAUAGAACUCAAAUCAUAAAUCAUUCAAUAUGUAAGUUGAGCUAAUUGUGAUUCUCACAGGCCAUGGUUUUUUACAUGAAAAACUUCUUAUUUUUUUGUAACUUACAUUCCUCAAAAAGAAUAUUUGAGAUGUAUUAAGGUGUUUAGAGGGGGGGGGGGGUUAUUCAGCAUGGACAAUCACACUCCCUAGACCCUCUAUAGAAUCAUUUGACAAGCCAGUUACCACCCUUGCCAAAUCAUGUCUUGCCCCCAAGAGACACAGUAUUAAAUGGCUUAUGGAAAAACAUUGCCCAGCUGAAUUGCAAAGUUUCUUUUAGACAAAACAAUAUACAAUAUACCUUCAAAACUGACACUUUUCCCAACACCAAAUAAAUUGUUUACCAAUUGUGGGACUCAUACAUUGGAAAAUUGUGGUCAGAUCUGUAUUAUAAUAAGUUCCUGAGGGCCUUCAAUUAUUUCUCUUAAUGUUUUAGGUUUUUUUCUGUUCACCUUCCAUUGCUUAAUAACAAUGCGGGAAGUGUAUUUCUCAUGAAAAGGUUUAGUUUUGUAGUAACUUGUGGGGUUCAACUUGUAGUAACUGAUGUUAUUUCUCAUUAUACAUUUUUUUGAUUUUUUCGCAAGAUGUACUUCGUUUGAAGUGUAAUGAAUGUCACUUUUCUUCAAGAAAGUGCUCAAUCAUUUUAAACAUGUAGAAAAAUAGGUAUCUAUGUUGUUAUUAUCUUUGCUGUAACUUUGAUUCAAAUGGUGCAAAUAACUUAAUAUGCUAAGAAAUGUAGAAGAAAAUUCA